Selaginella moellendorffii is the source of this 1714-nucleotide messenger RNA. Its product is annotated as cytochrome P450 71A1. Gene Ontology annotation, molecular function: heme binding; oxidoreductase activity, acting on paired donors, with incorporation or reduction of molecular oxygen; monooxygenase activity. The transcript has 2 exons. Lineage: Eukaryota; Viridiplantae; Streptophyta; Lycopodiopsida; Selaginellales; Selaginellaceae. The coding region runs from base 21 to 1556 and encodes 511 amino acids. The record is from RefSeq and is a predicted model, not a curated record.
AGAGCUGCGACAAGGAGAAAAUGGCGAGUGAUUUUGUUUUGGUUGUGGCGGCAGCACUGUCGAUCACUGCUGUACUAUGGAAGCUAUGGAGGAGUAGAAUUAAAUCAUCUCUUCUUCCUCCAGGUCCCAUUGGGCUUCCACUGAUCGGCCAUCUCCACUUGCUCUAUGCAAAUCCUCCGCACACCGUGCUCCAGAGGCUGUCGGCUCGCCAUGGACCGAUCAUGUCGCUGCGAUUCGGGCAUGUGCCAGUGGUUGUCGCCUCCAGCCCAGCGGCCGCCAAGGAGUUCCUCAAGACCCACGACGCCGCCUUUGCGUCUCGCCCGCUGAGUGCCGCCGGGAGGACCAUCGUCCACUACAACGCCGACAUCGUUUUCGCCCCCUAUGGUGACUCGUGGCGGCACUUGCGCAAGAUCGCGACGCUGGAACUCCUCACAGCUCGCCGGAUUGACAUGUUUCGGGGUGCGAGAAUGGAAGAAGUAAGAUCCAUGUGCCGAUCGCUACUAGUAGCAGACGAUCGCGAGAUGGGGGUCGUGGAUGUUCGUGGGCAAGUGACAGCGCUCACCUUCAAUCUCAUCACUUUGAUGCUCAUGGGCAAGCGUUACUUUGGCAAGGAUAUUGAGAAUGAGAAGGGGGCAAAAAAGUUUUUGGAGGUGAUUGCAAGCACGUUUAAGGUAUGUGGAGAGUUUCCAAUUGGGGAUUAUUUCCCGUGGCUUCCUAAAUUCUUGGAUCCGGCUGAACGUCGUAUGCAUUCCUUGGCUAAAUCUUUACAUGAAUUCCUCAGUGACAACAUCAUUGAGCAUGAAAACAAAAGAAAGAACAAGAAGAAGAAUAACAAUGAUGAAGAUUUUUUGGACAUCCUUCUCUCUCUAAAAGACAAUGGUGAUGAGCAUCUACAAAAUGAAAACAUCAUAAGUGUCAUGACAAACUUGGUCACGGCCGGAACCGACACCUCAGCAGUGACGCUCGAGUGGGCGAUGGCCGAGUCAAUAAAAAACCCCACCAUCGCCGCCAAAGCCCGAGAAGAAAUCGAGCUAGUUCUUGGCGAGAAGUGGAGGACAAAGAUGGUGGAAGAGCCUGAUCUUUCACAGCUAACUUAUCUCCAAGCCAUCGUCAAGGAGACACUCCGGCUGCAUCCUGCGGGACCGCUGCUGGUCCCCCACCAAUCCACCGAGGCGGUUAGCAAUGUAAUGGGGUACCAUGUACCGCGCGGCACGACGGUGCUCAUCAACGCCUAUGCCAUCGCCAGAGACUCUUCCGCCUGGGGUGAUGACGCGCUGCUCUUCCGGCCCGAGAGAUUCCUUGGCACAGAUCUGGACAUCCGGGGCAGGGACUUCGAGGCGGUGCCGUUUGGAUCGGGGCGGCGACAAUGCCCGGGAAUGGCACUGGCGCUCACCACUGUCCAUCUCACGCUCGCCAACCUCCUCCAUGGAUUCGAGUGGAGAGAGCCCAGCGGUGAGAGCAUCGACACGAGCAAGGAGCAGUAUGGAUUGACGCUGCUCUUGGCAAAGAAGCUGCGACUGAUCGCCACCCCACGGCUAGAACAAGGUACCUUAUAGCUCCGAUCCAAAGAAAGCUUGGAAGAAUAGCUUCCUUGAUAAACCAUGAAUAAGAAAGAAACCACGAACUUUGCACUAUCUCUCCAAACGGACACUGCCGGCCUCAUCAGGAGCCUCCUUGCGAAUGAGAUUUUUGCAUGGCAUGGACAUUUUUAUAA